UGGGAGCUGUCAGAAAAGUAAAUAAACACCCGAAAAUUUACAAAAUCUCCAAAAUUGCAUCUUUUUGGCGCAAACGGCGUUUCUUUUUGUGGCUUAGACGGAAGCGGUGGUUGGCUAUGAGCAAUAGCAACAAGAUAUUCUUGGUGUUAAUUGCAAUAUCCAGUGGUGCACUCAUUAUUCUCUAUAGCAACAAUGAUCUCUUCUCCCGGCCCAGUAUUCUCCGUGGCUUUUUCCAGUCUCAGCCCUCAGAAGCACCCCCAAUGGCCGAAGUGGCUGCUCUUGUGGAUCCCCAAGGAGACAUUCAGCGAGUGAAGUACAUUCCCAAGGGGGAGAAUGCAACGGAACACAAUAUCUUCGUGAUCUACACGAAGGAAAACUAUUUGCUGAAGAGCAAGUUUGAGCUCUUCCUCAAGAGCCUUCUCAAAUUCACCUCCAUUGACCUGCAUCUGCAUAUCAUCACGGAUGAGAAGAGUGAGACGUCUGCCGAGACGGUGCUAAAGAGCCAGAUUAACAAGUACAGAAAGAGAGUCUUCUACACUCUCUACGAUGUGGAGGAUUUUGCCGCAAAGAUCAAUGAUAUUGUUUACGUGAUGAUGCCUUUCUUCAGCUCCCACGCAGGAUCCUAUUACAGCGACGCUCUCUUUUUCCUAUCAUUGGGUCUUCAUCGAAUUGUGGAUCCCAAAAUGAACCAGGCCAUCCUCAUAGACUGCGAUGUUGUGUUCCGAACAGACGUCAAGCUUCUCUUUGAGCAAUUCCGAAAGUUCUCCUCGGAGAACCUAUUUGGCCUAGCUCCCGAACUUACACCCGUCUAUCGGCAUAUCCUCUACAAAUAUCGAGCCACAUAUCCCAAAAGUAAUUUUGGCAAUCCCUACUACCCUCCAGCUGCGUCCUCGAGAAGGAAGGUGCAGAAAUGGGGCUAUCCGGGUCUAAAUAGCGGAGUUGUGAUGCUUCAAUUCGAUCGAAUUCGAUCUUCGAAGCUGUAUGCGGAAUCUCUGAAAUUCGACAAUGUCAAACAUCUUACAGAUAAGUAUUCGUUCAAGGGCCAUCUGGGAGAUCAGGAUUUCUUCACACUGCUGGGAUAUGAGUUUCCAGCCCUGAUAUAUCGUCUGGAUUGCAUUUGGAACCGACAGUUGUGUACAUGGUGGAAGGAACACGGAUACAGUGAUGUCUUUGAUCAUUUCUUCCACUGUGAAGGUAAGGUCAAACUCUAUCAUGGGAACUGCAAUACCAGAGUGCCCGAGUGAUAAAGGCAUUUAUUUUCAAGACAAUAUUACGCCUUCACGCGCGCUGCCCUAAUCAUUUCUCUCUCUCACAAUUGUGAUAAUUUGACGUAGAGUAUUUUAUGUCCUGUUUCUCUACUCCCCCCUGAAAAUGUCUCAAGUGUCUUCCCAUUCUCCGUGAAUGUGACACGCGGAAGAAAUGUGCAAUUGCCGAUAUCGAAUGAGAAUUUCAAAAAUUCUCGAGUAUUUAUCAAAAAUAGAACUGUAGAGUAGAGAGUGAAAUAUUUCAUAAAAGCACCAUUUGAACACUUUGCAAUAUCAAACGGCAAUAUCAUUUAAAAAAGUAUUAUUAGAUUUUAGUAGUUUUUUAUUCUUUUAGUUUGAUAAGUAAAUGCCUAAUGGAAAUUUUAAUGUGGUUUCAAAAGAGAUUGCAAUACAUCUCUGAUUUUCAAGAAAAUCAAAAUUUAUUCAUUAAAUAUUAAAAUUCUCUUUAAAUUAUAUUCAUGGUGCAAUUUUCAACAAUGCUUAGCAUGUGAAAAAAAUCAAAAAAAGUAAGUUUUUUUAGAUUAGGUUUAUUAUAUUAUUAAACCCAAUGAUACGAUUUGUUUGAAGAAGAAUGACAUACCUAACCUCGAAAAAAGAACAUUUUUAACAGAUAAAAUCAUAUAAAACAUUAAAUUUUCUAAA
This is a messenger RNA of Phlebotomus papatasi, 1907 nucleotides long. Its product is annotated as xyloside xylosyltransferase 1. NCBI's taxonomy places the organism in Eukaryota, Metazoa, Arthropoda, Insecta, Diptera, Psychodidae. Bases 117 to 1244 code for a protein of 375 amino acids. The record is from RefSeq and is a predicted model, not a curated record. Gene Ontology annotation, molecular function: UDP-xylosyltransferase activity. The transcript is spliced from 2 exons.